GAUUAGUGGGGGGGGCAGAGUGCUGCUGUCUCUAGGCCUGACAUGGCCUGUCUCAUGGCCGCCUGGUCCGUCCACAACCCCACCGUCACCAACUCCAUCAUCAUGAACACCAACGGGCCCCCGGACCUCAUGUUGGACCCCCGGUCGGUGUGUGUGUGUGUGGAAAACGCGGGGGCCCAGUGGCCGGGGGGGGGUCAGCAGCCGGCGGGGGCCCCCCAAACACCGUUGCUGCAGGGGCACGUGAAGAAGGCGGACCCCCCCCUGACGGAGGCCCAGAGGUUCUCCUCGCUGCCCCGAAGACCGGCCGUCAACAUCGAGUUCAGGGACGUCUCGUACUCCGUCAGGGAGGGGCCCUGGUGGAGGAGGAAAGGUACACAACCAGGGACACGUCCUCUGUCUUACUGUCUUUGGUCUCACCGGGGCAUCAUUUGCGUCACCGGGUCCUCUGCCUCACCGGGUUGUCCUCGUCUCCCUGUCCUCGGUCUCACCGGCUUGUACUCGGUCUCCCUGUCUUUGGUCUCACUGGGUCGUCCUAUGCGUCACUGGGUCCUCGGUCUCACCAUCCUCGGUCUUGCUGUCCUAUGUCUCACCAGGUCCUGGUCUCACCGGUUCCUGGUCUUACUGUGCUCUGUCUCACUGUCCCUGGUCUCACCGGGCCCUCGGUCUUGA
Etheostoma cragini (Arkansas darter) is the source of this 669-nucleotide messenger RNA. RefSeq lists its product as uncharacterized. Lineage: Eukaryota; Metazoa; Chordata; Actinopteri; Perciformes; Percidae. Bases 43 to 669 code for a protein of 208 amino acids. The transcript is spliced from 3 exons. The record is from RefSeq and is a predicted model, not a curated record.